This is a messenger RNA of Colias croceus (clouded yellow), 2307 nucleotides long. Its product is annotated as esterase E4-like. The record is from RefSeq and is a predicted model, not a curated record. The coding region runs from base 36 to 2156 and encodes 706 amino acids. The transcript is spliced from 3 exons. NCBI's taxonomy places the organism in Eukaryota, Metazoa, Arthropoda, Insecta, Lepidoptera, Pieridae.
AAUUUGUUUAUCAAUUAAUUUCAUUAAAUUCCAAAAUGUGGACGUUCAUUUUAGUGUAUUUGAUUUUUAGUGUAACAGCGGAGGAAGAGGAAUUUAAAAUUGUUAAAUUGGAUUCUGGAUAUGUGAGAGGUGAUAAGUAUUGGAAUGGGGACUAUUAUGAAUUUUAUGGUAUUCCAUACGCCUCAAUGCCGACCGGCAGGAAUAAGUUUAAGGGUCCAGAACCAGUGAAACCAUGGGACGACGAGUUCUAUGCAAACAAAAAUAACAUACUCUGCCAACAAUGCUACUUAACCGAAGAUACGGGUGAUGACGUCUUGUUAGCGGGAGAUGACGAAUGUCUCACUAUGAACGUGCUUGUACCAUUAGCAGUGAAUGAAAAUAAACUAGCUCCUGUCAUUGUAUACAUUCACAGUGGAGCGUUUUCUGGCGGAAGUGGCAAUAUGGCCAAAUUCGGUUACCUUGCUAGACAUGAUAUUGUCGUUGUUAGCUUCAAUUACAGAGUAGGUGCAUUUGGUUUUGUAUGCCUCGGUAAUGAAGAAAUACCAGGUAACGCCGCCUUGAAGGACCAAGUAGCAGCUUUACGAUGGAUCAAAGAGAAUAUACGCAAGUUUGGUGGAGAUCCCAACAAAAUAACACUCGCAGGAUUCAGUGUUGGAGCGACUAUGGCUGAAGUACUUGCUCUAUCUAAAGAAACGGAUGGUAUUAUCAGUCAGUUGAUCUUAGAAAGCGGGUCAGCAUUGUCACCAUUUGCAAUCAAUCGUGAUCCCGUAAGCACAGCCUGGAAUAUAGCGCAAGCUAUAGGAUACAAUGGAACAGCAUCAAUGGAAGAUUUAACAGAAUUUUAUCUAAAUGCUGAUAAUAAAGACUUGGCUUUCCACAGCCUUAAUUAUUUUCUAACGAACAGUACGUUUGGAUUUGCUCCAUGCAUUGAAAAAAUUAAAGAAGGAGCAGUCAUUACUGAAUCACCACUUGACAUCUUAAAACGUGGUGACUACAAAAAAAUACCUGUUUUAACUGGUUUCUCAAAUAUGGAGGGCAUAAGUCGAACAAUCAAAUUCGGUACUUGGAGAGAAGAAAUGAAUGAAAACUUCGCUGAUUUCCUACCAGCUGAUUUGAAAUUUGAUUCAGAAAAGGAUAAAGAAGAUGUUAUAAAAGCUAUAAAACAAAACUAUUUUGACAAUAAAAACGUAACUAGUGCAAAUCUUGCAAGAUACAUAGAUUACUUCUCUGAUGCAAUGUUCAAAUAUGCUAUCAUGAAGUCUGCUAAAUUGCAUGCAGCUGUUUCAGAUAGGCCGGUAUAUUUGUAUGAGUUUUCAUACGUUGGAAAUUUAAAUAUGAAACAUAAUUAUAUGGACAGGAUAAAAGGUGCGAGUCACCGAGACCAAACAGCAUACAUUUUAGAUUUCUUCGGAUUCACUAAUAAUUAUAGAGAUUUAGACACUAGGGAAAGAUUAACGUCAAUGUGGAGUGAUUAUGUUCAAUAUGGAAAUCCCACAGAAUAUGAGAGCUCAAUUAUAUCAGUGAAAUGGCCACCCUAUACAAAUAAAGUGCAAACAUAUCUCGAAAUAAAUAAACGCCUUCAAUUAAAACAAGGUCUUUUCAAUGAAGAAUAUAAUUUUUGGAAUACGUUUUAUGAAAAGUAUUACUGGAACCCCACCACCGUUAAAGCGGAGUUAAACAUAACAUACAAUCAAGAAGAGACAACUAAAGCCAAGGAAGUUCCAUCAAAGAAUAUGCCAGUUCAAUCAAAACCAGAUAAGUUAGAUAACGCACAGAAAGCUCCAGGAACAGUUGUGAAGAAUGAUGAUUUGAAAAAAGAAGAGAGUGAAAAUAUUAAACCCGUAAGUAAUUUGAAAGUAACAAAAACUAUCAAAAAAUUAGACGAGUCGGGAAAAUUAGUCACAAAGGUUAUAAGAGACGGUGUUGAAACAGUAAUAGAAUCUAAGGAAAAAACUGCAAAAUCAAAUGAGAAAGAUCAAAACAUAAAAGUAAAUAAACAAGAACAAGUAAAAACAGAUAAAGUUGUAAAAAAUGUUGAACCUGAAAAGCCAAAAGCAGAAAAAAUUCAACACAUUAAAAAAAUCGAGAAACAGCAAGAAGUAGAGAAGCCAAAGGAAAAGAAACAAGAAUCAGUUAAAAUAAAUGUAGAAAAAUAAAUACUAUAUUAUUAUUAUUAUGUUAAAAUAUGUAAGAUCAAAGCAAUAAUUCUCAAAAAAGGGAAAACAACAAAAAUUAUAAAUGUACCAAACACUGUGCAUUUAUUUUUUCCUUAAUACGAAAUAGCUUGAUAACUAAGUUUCACUAAGC